CUGAUCGGAACUAUUAAAGUGUAACACAUAAACACUCGCAUGGUUCUGAAGUAUGAGCAUCUCACAAUAACAUUGGGUUUUAAAGAAAGAUGAGUCUUUCACCCCUGUAUCAAUAUAAAAUGCAUUUAUAUGUUAUCGAAGCCAUCGCUUGAAAGAAGUUGCAGAAUGAUCGCGUGUUUCCGAUUGACUAACAGUUAACUAACUGCAAGUCGCCUUAAUCUUGCUUGUACAUUUUUGCUGUUAUGGCUUGUAAUGAUGACUGGCAGAUGCCAGGACGUCGUAAAGGCGCUGGCCGAAAAGGAAAACACUCCUCCAAUACAAAAACAGACUCUCAUCGAGUCUCUGACUGCCAGGUGGAUACGCAAAGGAUAAUAAACGCAAUGAAUGAGCUCAGAGGAGAAAACUUCUGGCUGGAAUGGAAAGAUCUCCUAUCAAAGCGUCUUCUGUCCAGUGCUUCAGUAUCCACAGAGAAUGAAGCUGUGUCUCUUCGGCACUGUGUGUGUUAUGGUUUGGGUAACUUUGGCUCCUGUGUAUCUGCCCGAUACCAGCUUGCAAUGUUGUUACUGCUUCUAGAGACACUUCAGAUUCCUGUGGACAGCUGUUGUGUGUAUGACCCUGUGUUUACUGUGUCCGAGUGCAAUGCUCUCAGAGAGCUCGGCUUCAUUGUGUUGACUGAAAAUGAGGAGGGAAAACGGGCAGUGUGUCAGCCUACCCUGUUUUACCUGAUGCAUUGUGGGAAGGCUUUGUAUAACAACUUGCUGUGGAAAAACUGGACGCCUCAGACUUUGCCAAGGAUUGUUAUUAUUGGCAACAGUUUUCUUGGUAUUCAAGAGAGAAUGUUACAGAGAGAGUUUGAACGAGAUUACAGCUUCCUUUCAAAUGUGAUCCGUGUGUGUGAGGAGACGUCUCUGCCAUGUUCACAACGAUUUCUGGAUGUGUUUAAUGACACGGCACUCAUUCAAUUCCCUUCUGAGAAUCUCAACAGACUUGUGGAUUCAUUGUGGACCGAAUCUUCAGAACCACUGUACCAACACUGUAAAGACCUUGAGAUCAUCCAGAGAGAAAAACACUGCUGAGAAAUAUUAAUAAAUGUGAUAAUGUUGGGGUUUUGGUAAAUAUUACUGUACAUUAUUUCCAGUUUUCUUAUGAUUUUUAUUAAAACAGUUGAUACAAGAAAACUUUUUUUAUUUUCUUAAUAGGAUUUGUUUUCUUUGGACGUCUUUUGUACACUGCAAAAAAAUGAUUUUCAAGAAAAAUUUCUUAGUGUAUUUGUCUUGUUUUUUAGUAAAAAUAUCAAAAAAUUCUUAAAUAAAGAUGCUUUUUCUUGAUGAGCAAAACAACCCAAGAAAAUAAGUCUAGUUUUUAGACCAAAAAUAUCAAAUUUAAGUGAUUUUGUUCAUAAAAUAAGCAAAAAAUCUGCCAAUGGGGUAAGCAAAUUUUUCUUGAAUUUAGUGUUUAAGAAAAAUGUUCAAGAUUUUUUUGCUUACCCCAUUGGCAGAUUUGUUUGCUUGUUUUAUGCACAAAAUCAAUUAAAUUUGAUAUAUUUGGUCUAAAAACUAGACUUAUUUUCUUGGGUCGUUUUGCUCAUCAAGAAAAAGCAUCUUGAUUUAAGAAUUUUUAGAUAUUUUUACUGAAAACAAGACAAAAAACUAAGAAUUUUUUUUCUUGAAAAUCAUUUUUUGCAGUGUAUGGUCUUACCUUGUAUACUUUUAUGACCAUACAAGGCUGUGUGAGUGGGGCAAAUAUUAAAGUCGCAAUUAAAUUUUAAUAAAAAACGUAAUUUGUUUUGGAA
Molecule: messenger RNA, 1792 nt
Organism: Misgurnus anguillicaudatus (oriental weatherfish)
Lineage: Eukaryota; Metazoa; Chordata; Actinopteri; Cypriniformes; Cobitidae
Gene: srrd
Product: SRR1 domain containing
Cellular component (GO): nucleus; cytoplasm
Source: RefSeq, a predicted model, not a curated record